Motacilla alba alba is the source of this 1701-nucleotide messenger RNA. RefSeq names its product retinol dehydrogenase 12-like. The record is from RefSeq and is a predicted model, not a curated record. NCBI's taxonomy places the organism in Eukaryota, Metazoa, Chordata, Aves, Passeriformes, Motacillidae. The transcript has 7 exons. Bases 1 to 1545 code for a protein of 514 amino acids.
AUGAGCUGCGCGCCGGAGCGGUUUCACCGCUCGGGUCUUCACUCAGCGCUCAUCGAGGUUCCGCUCUGGCGGCCCUACAAAACAGGAAACCCCAAAAACAUCCGUCCUGUUUGUAACCCCAUUUUUUUGCGCCGGUGCGAUUCCUCCCGCGUUACUCAACACCACGGGGCAGCGUUUGGAAUCCAGCGCGGGCAGAGCGGCAGAGAAUGCUGCUGCAGGAAAAAACAAAACCAACCCGUGCGGUUUUACAGCACCCACACCUUUAUUAGGGAAGUAAACGAACUGUCAUUUCCUGGCAGGGUGGCCCUGGGGACAGUGGGGUGGCACAGGGGACUCGCGGCUCGCCCUCCUGCCUGCCGCAGCCACUCCGCUGUCCCUCCUCAGCUCCCAGCGGCUCACGGAGCAGAGGGACUCGUGCCGUGCCGUGCCGUGCCGAGCCGUGCCGUGCCGUGCCGUGCCGUGCCGAGCCGUGCCGUGCCGUGCCGUGCCGUGCCGUGCCGUGCCGAGCCCUGCUGCCUGCCGGGCAAAGGUCCCGCUGUGACCUCUGUCCCCAACCCCACCUCGUGCCCGGCCAUGGAGCUGCUGGGGGCUCUGAGCCCCCCGUGGUGGCUCCUGUCGCUCCUGCUGCUGGCCCUGCUGCUCCGGGCCAUGCGCAGGAGCCCCUGGGAGCCGCGCGAGUGUCCCACCGACCUGACGGGCAGGACGGUCAUUGUCACCGGAGCCAACAGCGGCAUCGGCAAGUGCGUGGCCACGGAGCUGGCGCGCCGCAACGCCCGCACCAUCCUGGCGUGCCGGAGCCGGGAGCGGGGCCAGGCGGCCGUGGAGGAGAUCCGGGCGGCCACCGGGAACCGGGAGGUGCUGCUGCGGCUGCUGGACACCGGCUCGCUGGCCUCGGUGCGCGCCUUCGCCGACGCCGUGCUGCGGGAGGAGACGCGCCUGGACGUGCUGGUCAACAACGCCGGCGUCACCGGGCUGCCCUUCGCCAUCACGUCCGAGGGGUUGGAGCAAACCUUCGCCACCAAUUACCUGGGCCCGUUCCUGCUCACCAACCUGCUCCUGGACCUCCUGAAGGCCUCGGCGCCCGCCCGGGUGGUCAACGUGUCGUCGUUCCGGCACAGCGCGGGCACGGCCGACAGCGGGUACCUGACGGGGCAGCGGCGCCCGGGCGGCUACGACGCCGCCUACAACAGCACCAAGCUGAUGAACGUGCUCUUCACCGCCGAGCUGGCACGGCGCCUGCAGGGCACAGGGGUGACGGCCAACGCGUUGAGCCCCGGCGUGGUGAGCACCGGCAUCAUGCGCCACUUCAGCUGGCCCGCGCGGGCGCUCUUCGGCCUCCUCCGUCCCUUCAUGAAGUCAGCAGAGCAGGGCGCCGCCAGCACCAUCUUCUGCGCCAUCUCGGAGGAAGCCGCGGGCAUCACCGGGAAAUACUUCGACAGCAGCUGCCGGCUGGCGCUGCCCUCGGCGGCCGCCCGCGACGCCGCGCUGGCACGGAAGCUCUGGGAGGCGUCGGAGCGGCUGACGGGGCUCGCGGAGGACGACUGAGCCAGCGGGAUGUCACCUGUCACCUCUCAGCGCGGGAACGGGGACGCGGACGCCGCUCUGCUCCCCCCGUGCCCACCCUGCGCUGCCCAGGGGACAACGUGGCGCCGGCCGGCCGCGACAGUGACGAUUUUAUUAAAAACCCCAGCGCUACAACCA